AGUUACUGGUUUUCUCUUUUGUAAAAUUUAAGCGUUCAUUUGACGAAGAUUUGUUUUGAUGACACUAGUUUGACAGCAUGGCAGACUUCCGAAACAACCGAAAUGGGAUGGCUAGAACAGAGGAAAUGUUGGACAGUGAGAAUCAGCAGAGGGUUGAUAACCUGGCCAGCAAAGUGUCACGGUUAAAGAAUCUAGCCUUGGAUAUUGAUGAUGAGGCUUUAGAUUCCAACAGAUACCUGGAUAAUAUGGGUGGAGAUUAUGAGAGUACACAGGGAUUACUUGGAGGUUCGGUGCACAGGCUGUCUCACAUGGUGCAGGCGAACCGUGGUAACAGAAAACUCAUGUGUUACCUGGUCCUGGGACUGGUGCUGCUCUUCUUUCUGACCUACUAUCUCGUUACAAAAGUGACCAAAUGAGAUAUCUCGCUUUCUGACCUACUAUCUCGUUACAAAAGUGACCAAAUGAGAUAUCUCGCUUUCUGAUCUACUAUCUCGUACAAAAGUGACCAAGUGAGAUAUCUCGCUUUCUGACCAUUACAAAAGUUACCAAGUGAAAUAUCUCGCUUUAUCUGUCGUGUUCAUGGAUGGAUUUUAAGUACUAGUAAUUCUUCUUCCUAUAAAAUAUUGUUUUUAUUGUUAUUGUUGAAUGGAGAGAGAGAGAGAGAGAGAGAGAUUCCUAAAUUUAUCAUUUCACCAUCAGCAAAAUCAUCCAGGUAUUUCAUCAUUUACAGGAUGUUAUAAUGUCAAUAUAUUCAUGUACAAAUAUUUUAGAUGUCUACAUGGUUUUUAUUUACGUGAAUGAAAAAGCAUGUGUCUUAUUUAUUGAAUUUGUGUAUUGAUAACUUGAUAUACUGGUUUUGUGAAUAUUUUUCUUCAUUUCUAUAGACUCUAACUUAAGGUUUAUGAUACAUAUUGUAGUACUGAUGAUUGUACUCCUGAUUUGUACUGUAAUGAAUUGUAGAAGGAGUAUAUAGUUUCAAUGAAUUUGUGUAAUUUAUUGCAUGUAUUGUGGGUAUUAAAGAAAACAAAUCAUUCUUUUAGACUUAGAAUGAAGGGGCUACUCUACAAUGAAAAAAUAAAAACAAUUGUGUGAAGUAAA
This is a messenger RNA of Ostrea edulis (European flat oyster), 1098 nucleotides long. Its product is annotated as BET1-like protein. The record is from RefSeq and is a predicted model, not a curated record. Bases 78 to 416 code for a protein of 112 amino acids. Gene Ontology annotation, cellular component: Golgi trans cisterna; SNARE complex. The transcript is spliced from 4 exons. Gene Ontology annotation, biological process: retrograde transport, endosome to Golgi; regulation of retrograde vesicle-mediated transport, Golgi to ER. Lineage: Eukaryota; Metazoa; Mollusca; Bivalvia; Ostreida; Ostreidae. Gene Ontology annotation, molecular function: SNAP receptor activity.